AUGCAAGACUACAUCGAAACGCAAGUAAAUUCAAACAAGAACAAGUGGAUCUAUGAGAUAUUGGAUGGCACGAGAGAGAAGGACUCCGUCCUCAUAGAGACAGACGAGUUUGUAUUCCUUCCCGAUACCCACGCCAUGAACAAUGGAAGUGUAUACAAUUGGCUGUGUAUUGUAAAGGAUAGGAAGUUGAGGACAUUGAGAGAUCUGGACGCUAGGCACAUACCCAUGUUGAGGAAGAUGAAGAUGACCUGUAUUGAUUAUAUCCAGAGUGUUACACAGCACAAUGCUCAUAACAUCAUGGCAUAUGUGCAUUAUCUUCCAAGUGUCUACCAACUCCACGUCCAUUUCUGCGCGCCCUACGGUUGUUACACCACUAUGGAUGCCUUGAAGAUCUAUCCUUUGGAUUCUAUUAUCAGUAACUUGGGCAUCGACAAAGAUUACUUCAAAAAGACAAGCAUCACAACCGUUGUUUAUGGGAAUGCAACACUCCUCAACAUUUACAAGUUACCCUCUUCACUCGCCAAUGCAUCGUCCAAGUUUGCGAUCGAUCUCAAGAAGAGUGCAUGCCCGUGCUGUAAGGGGAGAUGCAACAAGUGUAAGGGUAGAAGGUUACAGGACGCUGCGAUAGUCUAUAACAGCAAGAAUAAAAAGAAGUGUUAG
Guillardia theta CCMP2712 is the source of this 660-nucleotide messenger RNA. RefSeq lists its product as hypothetical. Gene Ontology annotation, cellular component: P-body; nucleus. Lineage: Eukaryota; Cryptophyceae; Pyrenomonadales; Geminigeraceae. Bases 1 to 660 code for a protein of 219 amino acids. The record is from RefSeq and is a predicted model, not a curated record. Gene Ontology annotation, molecular function: hydrolase activity; RNA 7-methylguanosine cap binding. Gene Ontology annotation, biological process: deadenylation-dependent decapping of nuclear-transcribed mRNA. The transcript has a single exon.